AUGACAAAUCCAUACUAUCAAUCUUUCACUCCUCCAUAUGUUAGUGUUCCAUCACCAUUUUAUUAUCACCCCAUUUCUCCUUAUUACUCUACUGUCACAACUAUACCACCUACAUCAUCUAACCCAUACACAUCAUAUCCACCUUCACCUAACUCAUACCAACCAGAACCCCAAAAUUCCAAUUUACAAUCAGAAACAUUUUACCAAGAUCUGGAAACUCUGAAACAAUAUUUGAUUGAAACUCAUGAGUUAUCGAACAAAUAUAGAGAAGAGUUGAAAGAACAAAUUCAGAAUAUUUCUGAUUCCUUCAAAAAAACACACAAAAAAUGGAAAGAGAGAUAUGUUGGGCUGAAAACUACAAAAAAACCUUUAGAAAAAGAAGAAAAAGGAGCAUCUCCGGUGACGUUGCUGGCUCCGAUGACAACCCCGACGGCUUCUCCAACAAGCAUUCCGGCGGUAUCUCCAUCUAGAACUCCGACGAAAUUUCCGACGUCUUUUCCGGCGAAAUUUCCGACAUCUUCUCCGGCGGAUCUACCACCAUAUCUGUUACCGGAACCAACAGAUCUGCAUUCAGAACCACUGCAACCAACUCCGGCGAGUAUUCCGGCGGCAUCUACGGAAAGAAGUCCGACGACUUUUCCGAAGGUAUAUCUGGUAUCACUUCCGGUGAUAGUUCAGACAGAUUCAUCGUCAAAAAACAGAACAACGUCACCUACAAAAACAACUCUCUCACCGGAAAAGAGAAUAUUAUCUCGGAAGAAAACCACAACGUUGCCACUACAGCCUAAACCACUGAAUAUGUUUCAAUCUACUAUUGACUGUAUAAAGGUGAGAGCUUUACAUUUGAAAUCAUUGUUUGAUAGCAAAACAAAGAUAUGUUUUAAACUUUCGGUGUCGGCGCCGCCACCAAAGCCACCGGAACUGUCACCACCACUCUCACCACAAACACCAUUUAUCAGCCACCACCGACCACCGCCGGAACCACCACCAUUUUAG
Vicia villosa (hairy vetch) is the source of this 996-nucleotide messenger RNA. RefSeq lists its product as uncharacterized. The record is from RefSeq and is a predicted model, not a curated record. The transcript has a single exon. The coding region runs from base 1 to 996 and encodes 331 amino acids. NCBI's taxonomy places the organism in Eukaryota, Viridiplantae, Streptophyta, Magnoliopsida, Fabales, Fabaceae.